AAUGCUCCAGCCUCAGGAAAGUCACGUCCAUUGAUUCACUUAACAGCUCACUCACUCUGUAGUUGCCAUUCUUUAUUUGUCUUGCACUAUGUUUUAUCUCUCUGGACUACUUUUGCUGUUGCUGGAUUCAUCUAUGAUCUGUGGUCAAAUGACACAAGAUGACAGAACAGCUUCUGGAGAUAAGAGUCCCAGAGUCCAAACUGAAAACACACAGAAAGAACUAAAUGUAUCUUUAAGCAAGGAGACACACAACGUCACGUAUGAGGACAACGAGGAUUUUCAGAAUACAGACUCUUACUACAGUCGCUGUAAUGAGGAGGUGUUGAAGUUUUAUACAGAGGAAGAGUGCUGUGCGACUUUCAAUUACAACAUGAGUGCACUUGGAAAAGAGAACUGGUGUAAUAUGGAGAUGGUGUUAAGAAGCUACAACAAGUUAACUGAGUGUUUGGAGUUUGUAUCCAGUGUUUUCGGAUGCUACUACCCUAAUCGUGUGGUGGAGCAGCUGUUCGUCAGGAUACAUCAGCAGUACUUCAGCUUUUGUAGCAAUGGAGGGGAUUUGUCUGACGCGCCGGCUGGAGUCGUGCUCGUAGCCACACUGCUGCCCAUCCUCCUUAUACCCCUCAUAGUGUACAUUGUGGUCUGGAAGAGUAGUUUAAGGGACUGACUUU
Molecule: messenger RNA, 668 nt
Organism: Rhinichthys klamathensis goyatoka
Lineage: Eukaryota; Metazoa; Chordata; Actinopteri; Cypriniformes; Leuciscidae
Product: receptor activity-modifying protein 1-like
Exons: 6
Coding region: 89-664 (191 amino acids)
Biological process (GO): protein localization to plasma membrane; cellular response to hormone stimulus; angiogenesis
Cellular component (GO): membrane; signaling receptor complex; cell surface
Molecular function (GO): coreceptor activity
Source: RefSeq, a predicted model, not a curated record